Messenger RNA from Helianthus annuus (common sunflower), 1932 nucleotides. RefSeq lists its product as uncharacterized. The transcript has 6 exons. The record is from RefSeq and is a predicted model, not a curated record. The coding region runs from base 1 to 1932 and encodes 643 amino acids. Lineage: Eukaryota; Viridiplantae; Streptophyta; Magnoliopsida; Asterales; Asteraceae.
AUGAGUGAUGAGAUGUUACCAGAUUCUGUGGUUAGAAAGAUUCAUGGAAUUUCUAAAGAUUAUAUUGAUCAUGGAGAUGCCAUCUUUGUGUGUUCUAAAUGUGAUGCAAUGUUAUGGGAAGAUGAAAUGCUUAGGGGAAAUCAAAAACGUAUCAAAACAUCCUAUUCUCUCUAUUGUUCAAAUGGAGAUGUUGAGCUACCACGACCGCCUACACCUCUUCCAUUACUACGUCAUUUAUAUAAAAGUCGUACCUCACAGUCUCGCAAUUUCAUGGAUAAUAUUCGAGCAUAUAACAUGAUGUUUUCCUUCACAUCUCUUGGUGGGAAGUUUGACAAAAGUUAUCAGAGAGGUAAAGGUCCUUAUGUAUUUAGACUACAAGGUCAGAAUUAUCAUCGAAUGGGUAGUCUACUUCCAGACGAUGGGGAAGAACCUAAAUUCUCCCAGCUUUACAUAUAUGAUUCACAAAACGAAGUUGUAAAUCGUCAAAAAGCAGUAAGUUCUCAAAUAGAAUGCAAAACUACAAGAAACAACCAGCUUGAUAGUACAACCAUAGAGGGUCUUAAAGAUAUGUUGGAUUCUCGCAAUCCUCUUGUCCAAUCCUUCAGAAUGGUAAGAGAUUGUUUUCAAGAAAAUGAGUUUCAAGAUGUAAGCUUGAAGCUUAUUGGAACAAGAGAUAAGGAUGGAAGAGUUCACAAUUUGCCAACAGCAUCAGAAAUUGUGGCGUUAAUACAUGGUGAUUUUGAUGGAGCAUUUGAUAAACGGGACAUUGUUGUUAGAAAGAAGUCUGGUGGUCUUCAAAGAAUUAGUGAGCUUCAACCCUCUUAUCUUGCUUUGCAAUAUCCACUUAUUUUCCCAUAUGCGGAAGAUGGUUAUAGAGUUGGUAUUAAACAUAGAGGGAUUGCGAUUGAUGAUGGGGUACUUAGAACCAAUCUUACAAUUAGAGAAUUCUUUUGUUAUAAAAUUCAAGAUAGACAGAAUCAGUUUUCAUUGUUAGUUAAUGCGAAAAAACUAUUUCAACAAUUUUUGGUUGAUGGAUACACGAUGAUAGAAUCUGCCAGGUGUUUGCACGAUAAAGCUCUUAUUGCUGAAGACAGACCGGAUAUUAUCUCUAGAAUAUUCAAGUCCCACUAUUCAAAAAUUUCAGUUAUGUAUACAGUGGAAUUUCAGAAGUGUGGACUCCCACAUGCUCACAUAUGUUUGUUCUUGGGUGCUGAAAGCAAAUUUCCAAAUGCAUCUGAUAUUGAUCGUGUUAUUACUGCUGAGAUACCAGAUAAAGAAAGAGAUCCUGAAUUAUAUGAGCUUGUCAAGCAAUUUAUGAUUCAUGGACCAUGUGGUACAGAUGAGACUUGUGUUGAUUCUGAAGGAUAUCCUGUCUAUCGUCGCCGUCAAACAAGUAAUACGGUAGUAAAGAAUGGUGUGACACUUGAUAAUAGAUUUGUAGUUCCUUACAAUGCUCUCCUGCUCAGAAAGUAUCAGUGUUACGUUAACGUUGAAUGGUGCAACCAGUCAGGUUCUAUCAAAUAUUUGUUUAAAUAUAUUAAUAAGGAGCCUGAUAGAGUCACUGCUUCUAUUUUUCAAGCCAAUAGCACCAAGAAUAAUACGGAACAGAAUGUAGCUGUAGAUGAGAUAAAAGCAUACCUUGAUUGUAGAUAUAUCUCUGCUUGUGAAGCUGCUUGGAGAAUAUUCAUGUAUGAUAUACAUUAUAGAUAUCCAGUUGUUGAAGUAUUACCUUUUCAUUGUGAAGAUGGUCAGAGUAUUGUGUAUAACGAUCAUGAUAAUUUGUGUGAUAUUGUUACUGAUCCAACUAUGAAAAUGACAAUGUUUACAGAGUGGAUGAAUUGUAAUAAAGUCGAUGAAUUUGCCAGGACAUUGAGAUAUGUUCAGUUUCCGGGAUAUUAUGUAUGGAAUGCUAAAAAUCGCAAAUGGAAUUGA